Ipomoea triloba (trilobed morning glory) is the source of this 1064-nucleotide messenger RNA. Its product is annotated as transcription factor bHLH95-like. Gene Ontology annotation, biological process: endosperm development; regulation of DNA-templated transcription. The record is from RefSeq and is a predicted model, not a curated record. The transcript has 2 exons. Lineage: Eukaryota; Viridiplantae; Streptophyta; Magnoliopsida; Solanales; Convolvulaceae. Gene Ontology annotation, molecular function: protein dimerization activity; DNA-binding transcription factor activity. Bases 4 to 918 code for a protein of 304 amino acids.
CAUAUGGGUGACAGCAGUGCUCAAGACUGUUUCAUCUGGGAAGAUCAAGCAUGGACGAUGACCAAUUCUGAUAACUCUGGAGAGAAAUCCGGCCAAUGUAAGUUACCAGGUUCCGGUACCGCCGAUUCCCAGCUGCCGCCUACCGGGAGGAAGAGGCCUCGUGCGUCGGAAAGUAACGGUGACGGCGGCGACGGCGGCAGAGGUAAAGGAAUUGAAGCAAAAGGCGGCGGCAGUGGCGGCGGUGGAGGAGCUGAGUCUGAUCAUGAGGUACAUAUUUGGACGGAGAGAGAGAGGAGGAAGAAGAUGAGGAAUAUGUUCUCCAAUCUCCAUGCUUUGCUUCCUCAACUUCCUCCAAAGGCGGACAAAUCCACCAUUGUUGACGAAGCUGUGAACUAUAUCAAAACCCUACAACAGACUUUGCAGAAGCUGCAGACUCGAAAGCUGGAAAUCCUCCAUGGAUUUAACUCCAAUAAUCCAUCGCCGUCCAUUUUCGGAUCACAGAAACUCAACGCCGAGCUCACUACGAGGGAGGCGUUCCUGGCCGAUCAUCAUCAAGGAUCUUCCGACGGUCUGCCUUCCUUCAUCGGAUCAUCAUCCGCCCCGCCUCAGCCGCCGGCGUUCCAGACCUGGACUUCUCCGAAUGUUAUCCUAAAUGUGUGCGGCGAUGAUGCUCAAAUCAGUCUUUGCUGUCCUAAGAAGCCCGGCCUCUUUCCGGCCAUUUGCUUCGUUCUGGAGAAGCAUAAAAUCGAGGUGGUUUCUGCUCAGGUUUCAUCGAAUCAUCAUCGCACCAUGUAUAUGGUUCAAGCUCAUGCUAAUAGGCCGUGCGAGGAUCUGUUCUCAGAAAUGUCGGUUUCAGUGGAGGAGAUGUACAAACAGGCUGCCGGAGAGAUCAUGAUGUGGAUAGCAAACCAGUAUUGAACAAUCCCAUUGCUGUAAGAAUAUAUACAGUAGAAAUUAGGGAUCGAAGUGUGGUUGUUUGCUUGUUUUACUUGGACUACAAGUAGUAGUUUCUUUAUCUACCAUAUAUAUAUGGAAUCAACUCUUGGGCAAGAGUUAUGUUUUAA